GGACUCUCGGUUCAGUCGGUUAGUGGUCAGACGAACAUACAUCAUGAAGACCUACUUUUUGAUUACAAUCCUAAUCGUGGCGCAAACAUCAGCCACGAUAGACGUCCAAAAGCUGAAAGAGAAUGUCGCAGAAAAAUUGCAAGCUUUGGAAGGCAAAGCUGCAACGACACUGCACCAACUAAUUGACAACAUUGACGUUGAAAAGGUGAAGAAAUACGACUUCCUUCACAUCAUACCGUUGGUGGAAACGAGCCAGCGUUUAAUUCAGAAGAAAAUUCAGAGUCUACCCAUGAUUAUACAGACAGGAAGCGAUAAUUUGAGGUUUUACUACCAAAAGUUGCAUAGUUUGAAAGGAAAGGACUUGAUUUUAGCGUUUCAUGCGGGGAUACCUUGGCCCGCAUUGAGGCGGACUGACGAAUUCGACGACUGAUUUUAAAUUAGGUAAUUUAUUUGAUACGAGCGUUGUUUGAAAUGUUGAAGGUUGACACGCUAUUUACCGCAAGGACGAUAUUGAAGUGGAAUAGAUAAUUCGAGUUUGGGUUUUUCAAAGAGGUAAAUCUUUGAUUGAGUAUAAAUUAAGAUUUGGAAUAUGACUGGAUGUUUUGGGUACAAGGUAUAUCAGUAUUAGAAUUUAGACGAUUUAUAUUAUACUUUAUGGAAACAAUAAUUCAUCAAGUUAGUUUUUUAUUGAUAUUUAUAAAAGAAAUCAAGCUUUAGAAACCCAAAACUUAUUAAUUUAUUGCAAAAUUAUAUCGGAGAUUCUGCCAUUUAUUGCUGUCAUGUACCAACACAUUGACCCUAUGAGUCCCGAAUUCUGAUGAGUACAUUGCAACCAUAGGAUCUCCUUAUUAGCCAUGACAAACACGCCUAUGAUCAUUGAUAGACUGUGUAAUUUCUUGCUUGAAUUUGAUGUGGACUUUAUUUAUAG
Molecule: messenger RNA, 928 nt
Organism: Amyelois transitella
Lineage: Eukaryota; Metazoa; Arthropoda; Insecta; Lepidoptera; Pyralidae
Exons: 2
Coding region: 44-430 (128 amino acids)
Source: RefSeq, a predicted model, not a curated record